Anopheles darlingi is the source of this 2520-nucleotide messenger RNA. RefSeq names its product gremlin-1-like. Bases 1089 to 1994 code for a protein of 301 amino acids. Lineage: Eukaryota; Metazoa; Arthropoda; Insecta; Diptera; Culicidae. Gene Ontology annotation, molecular function: receptor ligand activity; BMP binding. The record is from RefSeq and is a predicted model, not a curated record. Gene Ontology annotation, biological process: animal organ morphogenesis. The transcript is spliced from 2 exons.
GUUUCUGUGUGUCCCGCUCGAACGUUCAUUCUCUGGUUGCGCAAAACAAUAUCCCGCUAGCACAGGGGCCAAAGCAGCAGCAGCAGCAGCAACACCGGAUCUUCUUACUGCCCGCCAAUAUCUCGACGGCCUCGACAUCAUUCGGGCGAGCCGCGACGAGGAAACGAGCGAGGAAGUGAGCCAGGGCGUGUGUUGCUGCUGGCGCCAGGCCGAUCGAUCGAUCGAUCGAUCGCGGUUCGGGAAAACCCCGGGAAAACGGGGAAAAGGCGCGCGAUUUUAUUGCGAUCGAAAAUAGCGUCCAUCAUCAUCAUCAUCAUCGUCGCCGUCGCCGUCGUCGUCGUAUGCAACGCUGUGGCUACCAGAGGCUGCUUUGAUGGUGUCUAUUGGUCCAAUAUAAAUAAACUCCCGACGGUUACGAGGAGGAAGAGUUGAGCUGGUGGCCGGACAGGCCUCGGCGCUAUCCAGAGACGCGUGCGCAAAUCGUGCGAACGCACGCAGAUAGUUGACCGCGGCGCGGCGUGGAUAAGACUAUAUAGCAAUAACAACAACAAUAAUAACGAUCCGAACUGAUCAAAACCCAUCGAUCCGAUCCGAUUCGAUCCGGUCCAAUCGAGAACCGUUCGCUGCUGCUUGAACCGGGCGGAUGGCGUCGGUCGUCAUCCAUUAAUAAUCGGACGGCAUCUCGACGUCUAGACGCGACGUGUUUCUGAGUGUGUGUUGUGUGUGUCUGUGUGUCUGUGUGCUUCGUUGGUGUGCAAUAGGAAACUCAUUUUCCAAGGCGCUCGCAGUGGAAAGGUGGGGUGGUUCCUGUCUGUACGUACGUCCGUCCGUCCGUCCAUCAUCGCGGUAAUUUUCCCACGUUAGCGCACCGAGCGCGAGAGUGAUGCAAUCGUAAACUGGAAGACCCGCGUGCACGUGUGCUUACUAUAACCGAGCCGCGCUACACACCUCGACAACGCAUCCCAGCAGCAGUACCGGCAGCAAAUAGCAGGCCGCCCAGAUUCCGUGGCGACGACAACGACGACGAAGCGUCGGCCAGAGACGACUCCUUAUCAUUAGCGCACCUCGUUGGAUCAAACACUCCCAAGAUGAGCCCAACGGUGAGGAUGCUGGCGCUGUUGGCCUGCCUGCUGGUACACUCGUCCGGCCAUCGGAUAAAGCUCUCGGACUCCAUCCUGGACAUCAUCAAUACGCGGCACGUGGAGCAGAUACUGGCCGAGCGGCGGGCGAAUGCGUCGCGGGAGCACGAACGGCAACGCGGCUACCUGGUGCAGAACGAUCUGGACGAGGACGUGACGGAGGACAGCUCGGAUCUCUACCAGACGCCCGAGGUGGCCAUCGAUUUCGAUUUCAAUGGGCGGCGCCAAGGUGGUGGUGGUGGUCAUCAUCAUCAAGGGCACCACAACCAUGGGCACCAGCACCAGAUGCCAGCGUACAAUACGUCGGAGGAAGGUGGCGGUCAGCAGGCUUCGGGCGAUCUACUAUCCGACAUGCACGCGUACCGGGGCGAUAAGUUGCUGAAGUCGAGCAAGAAUGCGCUGCUGGUGACGCGCAAGGAGUAUCUGAAGAAGGAUUGGUGCAAAACGGAACCACUGGUGCAGCGGAUCCGGGAGGAGGGUUGCCUUAGCCGGACGAUCGUCAAUCGGUUCUGCUACGGCCAGUGCAAUUCGUUCUACAUCCCGAAAUCACCGAAGCGGCACCCGAGGCGACCGGGCGGUCAUGGGGGAAAGCAGAACAAUGGAGGUGGCGGUGGCGGCGGUGGCUACUCGGCGUCUUCCUCAUCCGGUCCGGUGAGCCGGAAUCGGGAGGUGGAUCUGGACUUUGAGGAUGAAGAUCUAACAGGACCGGCGUUCCGUUCGUGCGCUUUCUGUAAACCGAAAAAGUUCACCUGGAUUACGGUGACGUUGCGCUGUCCAUCGCUGGUGCCACAGUUGCGCCGGAAGCGCAUCCAACGCAUCAAGCAGUGCAAGUGCAUCGCCGAACCGUUACACUAGGGCUGGUGGACAGUCAAUGGGGUAAUGGGUGCUGCUGCUGCUGUUGGUUAAGAUAGCGUUCGAUAGAGGGCCACGUCCUGUACGUCCAGCGUGACCGCGUGCGUCGCAGGCCAUGUUACUAGGUUUAUGGUUGAUUAGGAGGAGUAUGCGACGUGUAGUUGUGAGUCCUCCCGACGGGCCGGGCGUACUGUGUAUGUGUGCGUCGUAUGUUAGUACUGCGUGGAGCUAGAAGCAGUUGUGCUCCAGAUGUUAACUUCAGAAUUGUAUUGGAUGGCGCUUGUUGUUGUUUUAAUAGGUGCACCAUCUGCUUACAGGUUAAGCUAGGUCAACAACAUUAACAAAAGCGUGGAUUGACAUGUAAAUCCUCCUCCUUGGUAGCACGAUAAGAUUGAUGUUUCCGAUUGAUGUUCCGUUCCCCCGGGGGGGAAAAAUAUCUAUCCCGAAUAGUAUUCCAAGUAUUGUGAGUUGGUUGUCCACCGGGUGUCCAACUUUCCAUUUUCGGGCGACCAAAACCCACCUAUACACA